ACAAUUACAGAAAAUGACUGGCAUGGGCCCUAUCUUCAUUUCUUCAAAGCACACCUUAGAUUUGUCAAACAAACUUUAGCAAAGGCCCGGGGCUGACAACAAACAAAUGGCAAUUCAGGAAAGAAAAACUUAAACAGGGAUCCAGGAUAUCACAGCCCAUUAUAUCCAAUGGGCUUGGCAGGAGCCCUGCUAAAAUCUCAGCUUGUCAUUGUGGCCUGGGGCCAGGCAAACUCUUCCCAGGGGCAGGACCCUCUGAUCAUGUCCACCCUGACCAGAGUCCAAGCCCCAGGCCCCUUCAACCUUCUCCGGGGCCCUGCAGGGAGCAGAAAACCAUUUCCUAUACACCCGUCCCUUCAUUCACACGAAGCCAUGAAGCUCGUGUUCAUCUCUGUAGAUCCUGCCCCAUGUGGCAGAAUGACAGCAUGGGCGAGCAGCCUGAAUCUUCAUUGUCUGGAAGCAAAGGCCCAUUCAUGAAUUUCAUCCCCAUGUCUAGCACAGCAAAAAGUAUCACUGAAGUUCAAGUUCCAUUUUUUUUCUAACCUUUUGCAGAUCCUAGACCCAAAGGCUCAAGGUAAGAGUGUCUGGGCUUCCUCACCCCCAACAGCCUCUCUAGGGGAGAGCCGUUCCCAAGCCCACUCCAAGUGUGGGGACCUGCCUUGAAAUGGAGGGUCAAGGAGGAGCAUCAGGCACCCUCUAUCUCCUCCCGCCAGACAAAACAAAGGAGCCACAGCUUUUCCUUUGCUGCAAGAAACAUUCUGGGACUUUUUUUUUCCUCUCUUGUCCAGUUAUUUUCCUCAGGGUAAAUCCCCUAGGAAUAGAAUUAUUAAAGCAAAAGAUAGGCCUGUGGUGUAGGCUUUUGAUCCACAGUGCCAAAUUGCUUUCUGAUAAGCUGCAUAUUGUGGAUUAUUCUUGCCUUUUCUGCCCCUCAGCUCCCUGAUAAACCAUUUGGGAUGAAUCAGCCACCAGACCAGAUAAACAAGCCAGCCUGUUACUGUUGCUGUUUUCUGCAAGACGGAAGAGAACACCCUUGGAUCCCGCCCAGAACCUGGAAUUCCAGAGCACCCAGGCCAGAGCACCUUUGUACCCCUGAUCCCCACCGGCUCAGGUUCCGCCCGCCCCCUUCUCCCCGCCCCAUGCUUGAGUGGAGCGGGUGGAGCCAGCUGCCAGGGCGCCAAGACUCCCAGCCCUCCCUCUGUGCACGGCAGAGUGGAGACCAAGGGAGGGCUCUGUGCCGGCCCCGAUGAGGACGCUGCUGACCAUCCUGGCUGUGGGAUCCCUGGCCGCUCAUGCUCCUGAGGACCUCUCAGAUCUGCUCCAGAACGUGAAAUUCCAGUCCAGCAACUUUGAAAACAUCCUGACUUGGGAGAGCGGGCCAGAGGGUACCCCAGACACGGUCUACAGCAUCGAGUAUAAGACGUACGGAGAGAGGGACUGGGUGGCAAAGAAGGGUUGCCAGCGGAUCACCCGGAAGUCCUGCAACUUGACGGUGGAGACGGGCAACUUCACGGAACUCUACUAUGCCAGGGUCACCGCCGUCAGCGCGGGAGGCCGGACAGCCACCAAGAUGACCGACAGGUUCAGCGCUCUGCAACACACUACCCUCAAACCACCUGAUGUGACCUGUAUCCCCAAGGUGAGAUCAAUCCAGAUGAUUGUUCAUCCUACCCCCACGCCCAUCCAUGCAGGGGAUGGCCACCGGCUAACCCUGGAAGAAAUCUUCCAAGACCUGUCCUACCGCCUAGAGCUCCAAGUCAACCACACCUACCAAAUGCGCCUUGAAGGGAGGCAGAGAGAGUAUGAGUUCUUCGGCCUGACGCCUGACACAGAGUUCCUUGGCACCAUCACCGUCUUUGUUACCACCUGGUUCAAGGAGAGUGCCCCCUACGUGUGCCGAGUGAAGACACUCCCAGACCGGACAUGGACCUACUCCUUCUCUGGAGCCUUCCUGUUCUCCAUGGGCUUUCUUGUUGCAGUGCUCUGCUACCUGAGCUACAGAUAUGUCACCAAGCCACCUGCACCUCCCAACUCCCUGAACGUCCAGCGAGUCCUGACUUUCCAGCCGCUGCGCUUCAUCCAGGAGCACGUCCUGAUCCCUGUCUUCGACCUCAGUGGCCCCAGCAGUCUGGCCCAGCCUGUCCAGUACUCCCAGAUCAGGGUGUCUGGGCCCAGGGAGCCCGCAGGAGCUCCACAGCGGCACAGCCUGCCUGAGACCACCUACUUAGGACAGCCGGACAUCAUCCUCCAGCCCUCCAACAUGCCACCUCCCCAGAUAUUCUCCCCACUGCCCUAUGCCCCAAACACUGCCCCUGAGGUUGGGCCUCCAUCCUAUGCACCUCAGGUGACCCCCGAAGCUCAACCCCUAUUCUACACCCCACAUGCCAUCUCUAAGGUCCAGCCUCCCUCCUAUGCCCCUCAGGCCACUCCGGACAGCUGGCCUCCCUCCUAUGGGGUAUGCAUGGAAGGUUCUGGCAAAGACUCCUCCGCUGUGACACUUUCUAGUCCUAAACAACUUAGGCCUAAAGAUCAGCUGCAGAAAGAGGCACCAGCUGGAAUCUGCCUGCCAGGCCGCCUUUCUCUGCAGGAAGUGACCUCCCUGGCUAUGGAGGAAUCCCAAGAAGCAAAAUCAUUGCACCAGCCCCUGGGGGUUUGCACAGACAGAACAUCUGACCCAAAUGUGCUACACAGUGGGGAGGAAGAGACACCACAGUACCUAAAGGGCCAGCUCCCCCUCCUCUCCUCAGUCCAGAUCGAGGGACACCCCAUGUCCCUCCCUUUGCAUCCUCCUUCCCGCCCCUGUUCCCCCUCCGACCAGGGUCCAAGUCCCUGGGACCUGCUGGAGUCCCUUGUGUGUCCCAGGGAUGAAGCCAAGAGCCCAGUCCCUGAGACUGCAGACCUGGAGCAGCCCACAGAGCUGGAUGCUCUUUUCAGAGGCCUGGCCCUCACCGUGCAGUGGGAACCCUAAGGGGAACGGGAAAGGCCUGGGGCUUCCUCCUUGUCCUUGCCCAGCGUCACAUCUUUGGCUGUCAAUCCCAUGCCUAACCAUGCUGCAUACUUUGCGUCCCAGCCCCAAACGGGUACUCUUGAGAGAAGCAGAGGGCAUGGCCUGCAGGGCCCCUGCCAUGGGUGAGCCCCCCACUGGAGCAAAGCAACCUGAUAAGGACUGCAGCAGAGAAGCCCUGGGGAGCCGUCUAUGUAGACAAGCGUGUGCUAGCUGAGCCCUGCAGGGCAGAAAUGACAGAGACCAAGGAGGAAAUGCAGGAAAACCCCCGAGAUCCAGGGCCCCACCUUCUAACAUCCUGGAUUCAGAGUUCUCAGGGAAUCUGCCUCUCCUCUCCCUAUUCCUGACCAGUUUCACAGCUAGCUUGACAGAGUGUGAGGCCCCUGCCUCUUCUGUGAUUGCUCAAAGGUGAGAAGAGAGCCUGGAAAAGGACACCUCGCAGGAGGCUGGGCAGAACCAGAACAACCUGCACUUCUGCCAAGGCCAGAGCCAGCAGGACGGCAAGACUCUAGGGAGGGGUGCAGCCUGGGGCUCAUUCCCAGCCAGGGCAGCUGCCGAUGUUGCACUAUUCCUCUGCUAGAAAGAGGCAAAAUGAAGGUCCACCAGGGAGGGAGACACACAAGGCUUUUCUGCAGGCAGGAAUUUCAGUCCCUAUCCUGAUGAUGGGGUUUAAAAGGAAGGUAAGGACUGCGUCCCCUGAACAGGUACACUAACACACUGUACUAACAGCACAGCUUUGGAAACUCUGCCUGGGUUCAGCCCAUCUGGGCUCAAAUUCCAGCCUCACCACUUACAAGCGGUGUGACGUCAAACAAAUGAAUCAAUGCCCAGAGCCCUGGUUUCCUCAUCUGUAACAUGGGGAUCAUAACACCUACCUCACCGGGUUGUGGCGAAGAUGAGAUUAAGUCGUCAUUAAAGUGCUUAGUAGUGCUGGUACAUGGGCCGUGCCCAAUAAAUGGUAGCUAUUU
Messenger RNA from Sapajus apella (tufted capuchin), 3966 nucleotides. It is a transcript of the gene IL22RA1, whose product is annotated as interleukin 22 receptor subunit alpha 1. Bases 1241 to 2962 code for a protein of 573 amino acids. The record is from RefSeq and is a predicted model, not a curated record. NCBI's taxonomy places the organism in Eukaryota, Metazoa, Chordata, Mammalia, Primates, Cebidae. Gene Ontology annotation, molecular function: protein binding. The transcript has 7 exons.